GCUGGAGGGAGCGUAACCACACCGCUCGCGCGCAACCGGAGAGACUCGGCGCAAAGUUUCCUCGAUGGCGCUCGUGAUGGAGCCGGUGAGCAAAUGGAGCACGAGCCAGGUGGUGGACUGGAUGAAAGGUCUGGACGACUGUCUGCAGCAGUACGUGUGUGUGUUUGAGCGCGGUGGCGUGUGCGGCGAGCGGCUGCUGCGGAUCAGCCACGCCGAGCUGGAGGAGCUGGGCGUGUCUCGCAUCGGCCACCAGGAGCUGAUCCUGGAGGCCGUGGACCUGCUCUGCGCUCUGAACUCGGGCCUGGAGACGGAGAGCGUCCGCACUCUGGCGCACAAGCUGGGCGCCUCCGCCAAGAACCUGCAGAACUUCAUAUCGGGCCGGCGCCGCAGCAGCCAGUCGGAGAGCCGCAGCUCCCGGCGGCUGCCCAACGACCUGCUGACCUCCGUGGUGGACCUGAUCACCGCCGCCAAGAGCCUGCUGGCCUGGCUGGACAGGUCUCCCUUCGCCGCUGUGGCCGACUACUCAGUAACCCGAAAUAAUGUCAUUCAGCUCUGCCUGGAGCUCACCACCAUCGUACAGCAGGACUGUACUGUGUUUGAGACGGAGAACAAAAUCCUUCAUGUGUGUAAGACUCUGUCGGAGGUGUGUGAGCACAUCGUGUGUGUGUCGUCCGACCCGCUGGUCUCACAGUCGGCCCACCUGGAGCUGGUUCACCUCACCAACAUCAAAACCUCGGAGGGCCUGGGGAUGUACAUCAAGUCAACCUACGACGGCCUCCAUGUGAUCACCGGCACCACCGAGGGGUCUCCGGCCGACCGCUGCAAGAAGAUCCACGCCGGAGACGAAGUCAUUCAAGUCAACCAUCAGACUGUGGUGGGCUGGCAGUUGCGUAACCUGGUGGGCUCGCUGAGGGCGGAUAAAGGCGUGGUGUCCCUGACCCUGAAGAAGCGUCCGCAGAGCACGCUCAGCUCCGCCCCGGCGCUGCUGAAGAACAUGCGCUGGAAGCCCCUGGCUCUGCAGCCAACCAGAAGCCCCGGCAGCAGUUCGGCCACGCCCUCCAGCACGCCCACCAAGAGCUCCGCCCUGCAGGACCUCUACAUCCCGCCGCCUCCCUCCGAGCCGUACACGCCCCGCGAUGAGACAGGAGCCCUGUCUGGAGACGAGGCAUCUCGUAACCACGGUGGCGUCAGCGUUCCCAAGCGCUCUGAGUCACCCAACUCCUUCCUGGAUCAAGAGUCUCGCCGGCGAGAAGAGGAGGAGUCGGUGUACUGCACCACGCCCACAUACGGCAGGCUGAGGCCCAUCUCCAUGCCGGUGGAGUGUAACUGGGUGGGCGACUACGAGGACCCAGCCAAGCUCAACAGAGAAAGCCGCAGAGAAGCUUCUCUGAUGCGCUACGUGGGGCUGUCUGGCGGCGACGAGCGCACCGUCUCCGAGGAGUACUCCUCCCACACGGCCCGCCCCGGGAAACGCUCCAACGACACGGCCAAACGCGCCAAGAGGCGGAGCCACCACAGCCAAAGCCCCUCCCACUACGUGCUGCAGACCAAUCAGAGAGAGUCGCCUCCUCGAGACCCCGCCUCCAUCUACCAUACAUACCAGCAGUCCUCUUCACUGCAGUCAAAGACCAGGAAGAAGAAUAAAGGACGAGGUUUGGCCUCCCUGAGCCGGAGGCGUGUUUCCUGCAAGGCGCUGGGCAGAGGAGACUGCGAAGGCUGGCUGUGGAGGAAGAGGGACGCCAAGGGCUACUUCUCCCAGAAGUGGAAGAAGUACUGGUUCGUCCUGAAGGACACCUGCCUCUACUGGUACAUCAACGAGGAGGAUGAGAAGGCCGAGGGGUUUGUCAGCCUUCCAGAGUUUAAGAUCGACCGGGCCAGCGAGUGUCGCAAGAAGUAUGCUUUCAAAGCCUGCCACCCCAAGGUCAAGAGCUUCUACUUCGCCGCAGAUGGAGUGGAUGACAUGAACAGGUGGCUGAGUCGGCUCAACAUGGCCGCCGUGGGCUACGCAGAGCGGGAGCGGAUACGCCAGGAUCAGGAUUACUGGAGCGAGAGCGAGCAUGAGGAUGACACCACCUCCAGCCCAAAACAGGACAGUCCCCCACCUCCAUAUGAUACCUACCCACGGCCUCCAUCAAUGAGCGCCUACCUGGAGGGCCGGACCACUCGGCUGUCCUCCACAGAGACGUCUCGCUCUCGUUCAUCCCAGGAGGACUUCCUGUGCAGCGAGCCUCCGGCGGCCGCCGCGGAGCCGCAGUACCACCCCGGUCCCCUGGGUGGCACCAUGCACAGCGGGAGGAAGCCGGGGGGCAGCAGCAGCAGCGACGUGCAGUACAGAUGUGACCCUGUGGAGUACCGUUCCAGUCCUGCGGGCGGCAGCAGUGAGACAGGAUCCCCGGGGCGGUCUUCAUCCUCUCAGCGGCGCUCCUGGCAGGAUCUGAUCGAGACGCCGCUGACCGAGGCCGGACUGCACUACCUGCAGACGGGACCUCUGGAGGACGCCGUCUUCGUGGAGCCGGGGCCGGGCGGCGGGUCCAUGAUGGCCGGGGCCGUCUACACCCUCCCCGCUCAGAGGAACGUCCCGUUGCCCAUGGCGAUGCAGAGGCUGAUCCCCAUGGCAACCCAAGGAGGGAAACCCCGCAGCUUCACGCUGCCACGAGACAGCAACCUACACACACUCCUCGCGCCGCCCGCGAGAGAGGAGCCGCACACACACAACGGCAGCGAAGGCGCGUCCCUGGGCGACCUGUUCCGGGCAUGCGAGCAGGGCGGGGUCUGCCCCCUGGGCCGGGCGUCGGAGGUCAAAGGUCAGUCGGAGUUCAGGCAGUCUUUUCUCCGCCGGGCCGAAGACCCGCAGCUCAACGAGCGGCUGCACCGCCUGCGCAUACUCACCUCCACGCUGAAGGACAGGGAGGGGGAGCUGGCGCUGAUUGACAGGCUGCUGGCCAGCCCCCAGCUGUCCUCGGCCGAGUUCCAGGAGUGGAAGAGAGCCUAUCAGGACCUGUUCACUCAGGAGCCGGACCCCCCGGCCGAGUCCGACCCCGGCCCGCCCCUCACCCCGUCCCUCGCCCACACGCACUCCUACAUCGAGACGCACGUCUGACGCGCAGAACCGAACCGCACACACGCCAAAAAAACACACGCCGCACCUCUGUCCCGACAGUGAAGAGGCCCGACGGUGCUCUCGGCACCGGUGCCGGCUCUCUGAGGAGAACCCUCGCCGCCCUGCCAGCUGAUUGGUUACGCCACUCCAGCGGCUCCGGGGCAGACCACGCACUGAUCGCUAAGUAUUCCCCGUCUCUCCACGGAGGACGGCUUUCAUCGUGACUCCUCGCGUCCUGCUUGUGGUGCCGUGUCCAUCCUGACUGCACAGCGUCUCCCACUCGCCCGCUGACGGCCACUGUAAUAUUAUCAAGCCUUAUACUUCAUGUCUACGAUGAUAUUUACUGUACAGUGAGUGUUACAGCAGGCUACAAUAAGCAAAGAUGCUUUUUUUUUUCUUUUUUUUUUUUAAUCCACUAGUCUGAUUUUCCUUUGUUGGUGUUGGUUGAGUAGAAUUCCAAACUGUGCUGGGCUGGACCUGAAGCAUGCACACUCCACCGUGGAAAGGACACAUUUCCAGGAAAAAUCCACCCUCA
Salarias fasciatus (jewelled blenny) is the source of this 3635-nucleotide messenger RNA. It is a transcript of the gene cnksr2a, whose product is annotated as connector enhancer of kinase suppressor of Ras 2a. The transcript has 24 exons. The record is from RefSeq and is a predicted model, not a curated record. Bases 65 to 3100 code for a protein of 1011 amino acids. NCBI's taxonomy places the organism in Eukaryota, Metazoa, Chordata, Actinopteri, Blenniiformes, Blenniidae. Gene Ontology annotation, molecular function: protein binding. Gene Ontology annotation, biological process: regulation of signal transduction. Gene Ontology annotation, cellular component: membrane; cytoplasm.